UAGCGCUUCCCCCUUGAUUAUAAUAACAAUUUGAAUUUUAAAUGACCAAUUAUCAGCUGACUUUAAACACAAGGUCCCUUGAGGGUUUGUUUACAGGCAAACAUUGCCAUCUGUUGAGAAGGAAAGUAACUAUGUUGUGUGUCAGGUGGACGCUGAUAAUGUAGUCUCAGCAACUGACAUGUAGUGUGCAAAUUGUAAUGUGUCAGGUGUUCAAAAUGGUCUCAGGGUCUUGCUUAAACAAUAAUAGUAUGGAUACGUACAAAUUGCUGGACUUGUCCGGCUCAGACUCUGAAAAUGAAGUCAUACAUUUUGCUCCAAUGCCAGACAACCCUCCACCCCAGAGAAAGAAGCGGUUAAAAAGACGGGAACGUGAUCUUUUGCGUGUGUCCCCUAGUCAAGCAGACGAAGAAGUGGGUCGUUGGUGUGGGUGUAUGAGUGUGGGUAGUGAUGGGUGGCACUCGUGGAUAGCCAGUCCAGGCGAGGCUCUUCGCUCUGCACUGUUAUUGUUAGCACUCACUGGCCUCUCCCUGCUUACCUGGCUCGCUCUCCAUCUUCAGGCGCGGCUGGAUGCAACACAACACUUCAUUAACACAGGUGAGUCUUAACAAAACUAUAAGUUG
Messenger RNA from Cherax quadricarinatus, 620 nucleotides. Lineage: Eukaryota; Metazoa; Arthropoda; Malacostraca; Decapoda; Parastacidae. The record is from RefSeq and is a predicted model, not a curated record.